Messenger RNA from Colletotrichum godetiae, 856 nucleotides. RefSeq lists its product as uncharacterized. The record is from RefSeq and is a predicted model, not a curated record. The coding region runs from base 95 to 673 and encodes 192 amino acids. The transcript has 2 exons. NCBI's taxonomy places the organism in Eukaryota, Fungi, Ascomycota, Sordariomycetes, Glomerellales, Glomerellaceae.
GGACAUCCGACUUCAAUUUCAGAGCUUGGCUUCAAAUCCUUUUGCGCAUGAUAAGAUCAGCCCAGAUUUUAAGACCACAGAAAAUCCAGACAACAUGUCAGUGAUGGAGAAGAUGAACCUUUGGGCGGGCAUACGAGACUUCGAUCCCUCUACUCCGCCACAAAAUGACCAGUUUCAAGGCGUGAAGGACGUUGAAGAGGACGAAACGGAGCCUUGGGAAACUAGAGCAUAUCAUAAGGUUGUGUUGAAAAGCGAUGCUUUUAAUCAGCGACUAAGGCACUUGGAAACCGAUUUGUCAUUGCGGUUCAACGAAGGUGCGCCUUGCGUACAAAAGGAAAUUCGGCGUGUCAUUCUCAAGAACCUUUCGACUCGCACGAUUAGCAAAAAACGGCCACCAAAGACCCAAAAAGCCAAGUUCCGACUUCUCAACUGGCCCACAUUCAGGGAUGGCAAUUUAUUACGCGUGCUACAGCGACAGCAGAGGGCCUCGAUGCAAGCAGCAUUCGAGCUCAAGGUUCUGGUAUACUGCAUCGAUGAGAGUCAAUGUACCGCAAUACGAGAGUACAUGGAUCAGACAUGGCUGUCGAGCUGGCGUCACAUCUUUGACAUACUGAAUUUCUAUGCAGUGAAUCUUGGGGAACCAUGGUUCAAUGAAUCGCAAUUAGCCUCCUAGGAAGUCCGCACAUCAUGGCCUCCAUUGAAGGUCGUCACCUGGCCGUCACAGUGGAAGGAUCUCGGUACUUGAUUGCUCGAUUGUGGGGAGCAACUUGCGUGGCUCUCAGCUGCGACUACCUACUCGACACAAAAUAGCCCUGCUAUCUGCCGCAAGCCAUGUAUCACCCUAGCGCGGCCUUAG